Messenger RNA from Pseudogymnoascus destructans, 1821 nucleotides. RefSeq lists its product as uncharacterized. Gene Ontology annotation, biological process: carboxylic acid metabolic process; sphingolipid catabolic process. Gene Ontology annotation, molecular function: pyridoxal phosphate binding; sphinganine-1-phosphate aldolase activity. Lineage: Eukaryota; Fungi; Ascomycota; Leotiomycetes; Thelebolales; Thelebolaceae. Bases 121 to 1821 code for a protein of 566 amino acids. The record is from RefSeq and is a predicted model, not a curated record. The transcript is spliced from 3 exons. Gene Ontology annotation, cellular component: endoplasmic reticulum.
CUCCCUUCCCAAGCCGAACUCCAGCAUAAGUGGAGGUCGCCGCAUCGCCGUUGCCAGCAACUCUCAACAUCACAUCCUCCAUCAAGGAACUGAGAAUCUUCAAUUGUUCGAGAUAUCACCAUGCCGGGGACUUCGAGGAUUCCUAUCAGCCUGCGCAACACCAUUGCCGCGAAGACCGGCGGCUCGGGUACCCAGCUUCUCUCGCUGAACAUCGACCUGCUGCGCAAUAUCAUUUUCUUCCUCUUUCUGUGGAGGUGGACGAAGAAGGCGUACCUGAAACUCAAGGGCAGGGGAUUCGUUGGUUCGACUAUCGAUGGCUACGUUUCGGUCCGACGGAGGCUGUAUGGGCUCUUCCUGAGGGCGCCGGGUGUGCGCACCCAGGUUCAGAAACAGGUCGAUGAGGCGAUCACAAAGCUGCAGGCGAAGCUUAUACAAUCCGGACCCGGCAUAACGAGACACCUGACUCUCCCCAAGGAGGGCUGGACCGACGAAACAGUGCAGAAGGAGCUGGAAACCCUCGCCAACAUGGACCAUACCAAGUGGGAAGACGGAUACGUGUCUGGUGCUGUGUACCACGGCGGCGACGACCUGAUAAAGCUACAGACGGAGGCCUUCGGAAAGUUCACCGUCGCCAAUCCUAUCCACCCGGAUGUCUUCCCUGGCGUCCGAAAGAUGGAGGCUGAGAUCGUCGCAAUGGUCCUGGGGAUCUUCAAUGCGCCGCCCGGAGCCGCAGGUGCCACCACAAGCGGCGGCACCGAGUCGAUCCUUAUGGCCUGCCUCAGCGCCAGACAAAAGGCCUACGUUGAGCGUGGUGUCACUGAACCCGAGAUGAUCCUCCCCAACACCGGCCACACCGCGUUCCACAAAGCCGGCCACUACUUCGGAAUCAAAGUCCACCUCGUCGCCUGCCCCGCCCCAUCCUAUCAAGUCUCCAUCCCUGCCGUCUCGCGCCUCAUAAACAGCAACACGAUCCUCCUCGUCGGCUCCGCCCCCAACUUCCCCCACGGCAUUAUCGACGACAUCUCCACGCUCUCCAAGCUCGCCGUGGCCAGCCGCAUCCCCCUCCACGUCGACUGCUGCCUCGGCUCCUUCCUCGUUCCCUUCCUCGGGGCCGCUGGCUUCCCCGCACCGCUCUUCGACUUCCGCCUCCGUGGCGUCACUUCCAUCUCCUGCGACACCCACAAGUACGGUUUCGCGCCUAAGGGAAACAGCACCGUCCUCUACCGCUCUGCGAAGUUGCGCACAUACCAGUACUUUAUCGCGCCAGACUGGUCGGGCGGUGUCUACGCUUCCCCUAACAUGGCGGGAUCCCGCCCCGGCGCCCUGAUUGCGGGGUGCUGGGCCAGUUUGAUGCGUGUUGGUGAGGCUGGUUACAUUGCCUCGGCGCACGAGAUUGUCGGCGCAGCGCGCUCCAUCGCGGACGCCGUGCGCACCAAUCCCUCUCUCUCCACUGAUCUCCAAAUCGUAGGCGAGCCCCUCGUCAGCGUCGUCGCAGUACGCAGUUCCACCCUCGACAUCUACGACAUCGCCGACGGCAUGUCCGCGAAGGGCUGGCACCUGAACGCCCUCCAGAACCCGCCCGCUGUGCACAUGGCCGUCACGCUCCCUGUUGCGAAGGUGUGGCAGAAGUUUAUCACUGAUCUCGAGGCCGUCGUGGAGGCGGAGCGCGAGAAGGAGCGCGAGAGGGCGGUGAAUGGGCGGAAGAAGGGGGAGGCGAGGGGGGAUAGCGCAGCGCUUUAUGGGGUGGCGGGGAGCCUGCCGAAUAAGAGUGUUGUGGUGGAGUUGGCGGGGGGUUUUUUGGAUACACUUUAUAAGGCGUAG